Aphidius gifuensis is the source of this 1818-nucleotide messenger RNA. RefSeq names its product gustatory receptor for sugar taste 64f-like. Gene Ontology annotation, molecular function: taste receptor activity. NCBI's taxonomy places the organism in Eukaryota, Metazoa, Arthropoda, Insecta, Hymenoptera, Braconidae. Bases 51 to 1202 code for a protein of 383 amino acids. The record is from RefSeq and is a predicted model, not a curated record. Gene Ontology annotation, cellular component: membrane. Gene Ontology annotation, biological process: sensory perception of chemical stimulus; detection of chemical stimulus involved in sensory perception of taste. The transcript is spliced from 9 exons.
GGCUCGGCCUUGGAAUUUUUUCCCGGAAUGAUGAGAGUUUUUGGAAUAUCAUGAAACCAAUUAUUACUGUGUCGCAAUUUUUUGGGAAUUUUCCAAUAAACGGUAUCCAAAAUUCAAAACCAGAUGGAUAUGUUUUUAAAAUCCCAUCAUUCAUUACGGGCUAUUCUUUGAUGAUCAUUACACUCAUGGGUAUUUUUUUUGCUGCAGAUAUUAAUGAAACAAUCAGUUCUACAAAAGAAAAUUUUUUUAAAACGUUGUUUCAUGCUCUUUUUUUUGGAUACAAUUUUUUGGUGCUCCUGAUAAUAUUUUGUAAAUCACCAAGAUGGAUUAAAUUGCAAAUGAAUUGGCAACGUGUUGAAGGAAAAUUAGACAAUUUUUCCAGCUCUUAUCAAACAAAAUUUCGGCUACGGUUUAAACUACGGAUGAUUUCACUAAUUUUGUGUUUCUGUGCUUUGAUCGAGCAUAUGUACAGCUAUGAACACCCAUUAUCUCACGUACCGUCAGCUGAAAAAUAUUUUAGUUUAAUUGGUGAAAAUAUCUUAAAAACGACUUUUGGAUCCUUGGAUGGGAUAUCACACAAUUCAGCGGUUAUCGUGGGAAUACUUCACUCGAUGUUACGUACAUUCGCGACCUUUACUUGGAACUUUUGUGAUCUUUUGAUUAUUUUGGUAUCAAUUGGCCUUGCAGAAAGAUACAAACAUCUUAACGAAGUUGUUCGUUUCAAAAUUUCAAAUAAUUCAACAGAAAGAAUAAAUUGGCGAAAAAUAAAAAAAACAUAUGCCAUAAUGAAUGAACUUGUCAAAGAAGCAGACAAUAUUGUUUCACCAUUAAUAUUAUUAUCAUGUUGCAUGAAUGUAUAUCUGAUUUGCGUACAAACAUCAGAAGGAAUAAGAUCAGUGAUGACUGAGUCAAAAAUUCCAAUAUAUUUUUUUCUGUCACUGUUUUUUAUGAUUAUUCGAACAAUAGCACUUGUGUUGUCAGUAGCUAAAAUUAAUGUCGAAAGUAGUCAUGCUUCAACAAUAUUUACCCGUUGUCUAUCAGUUUUUAUAAUUGAGGUUAUCUUGAUGCAACAGCAAUUAUCAAUCGACAAAGUUUCAUUUACGGCAAUGAAGUUUUUUCCAAUCACUCGCAAAUUUAUCUUUACUAUUACUGGGACAAUCGUCACAUAUGGAAUUCUUUACAUGCAGCUUCGAACGAUUUAGAAAAAGAAUAUAUAUUCUAGAGUAAAAUAUGUAUUUGCGAGUAAAUCAUUUUUCGCAGAAAAAAUUUUUUUUAUCACUGAUGCAUGUAAAACCGCGUUUUACAUGCCUGUGCGCAGUGGAUAAACUGCGUCAUUUUCCUACUGAGAAGGUAAACAAGCCUAAAGUGUUUUACGUAAAACGCUUUAGGCUUGGACGCAGGCACAAGUGGUUUUACACAGAGGCAUAAGUCGUUUUACAAUAUCACAAUGCACUGCAACGCACGCAUAAAGUGUUUUGCUGAGAUCAGAAUUAACGUCGCCCCCUUAUUAGGGUAACUUAUAAUGAUUAGUCAAGUCACUAGAUGUCGACACUAGUUUUGGGCUUUAUAUUUUUUUUCAUGUCUCAUUUUUUUUUUUUAAUUUUUUUUUUUCAUGUCACACAACCAAACUUGUACAAACUUGUCUGUGCUUGACAGUUAUUGCCUGCGUCGUUUAGUAGAUUAAUAAUCAAAUCUUUAUAAUAAAGUUGUUUGUCAUGCAAAAUAAUUUAAAUUUUGACAAAGACAAAUUUUGUUCAAGUUUAAUGAUUAAACUUUAUUUAAUAAUUAAAAAAACAUAUAUUAAAAAUUAUUAAUGGG